UGUAGAUCUUAAGAGAGUUUGCUGCAAGUUUAUUAAAUUAUUUAUUUUAAUGUAGAUAGGAAGUAGACUAAAAUUUGUCAAACUGAGUGAACAAAAUCGUUUAUUUAAGUUUUUAAAGAGAUUUUUUAAAAAUCGUAAAAUGCUGAAAGCUCCUAGUUUACUGCUCAGGAACCCCGUUUUAGGGGUUAGAACCUAUGCAUCAUCCAAAAAAAUCAUAGCAAUCCGCAGAGAAGACCAAAGCGUAUGGGAACGUAGAGCCCCUUUCUCCCCAACCCACGUACGAAAACUCACAAAAAGAGGCAUUAAAGUAAUCGUCCAACCCAGCAACAGACGAGCGUACCCCAUGCAAGCCUACCUUCACGCUGGCGCAGUCGUACAGGAAGACAUAUCCGAAGCUAGCAUCAUCUAUGGAGUCAAGCAAGUCCCCAUAGAUCAGCUAAUUCCUGAUAAAACGUAUUGUUUUUUUUCGCACACUAUUAAGGCGCAGGAGUCUAAUAUGCCUUUAUUGGAUGCCAUAUUGGAGAAAAGGAUUAGACUUAUCGAUUAUGAGAAGUUAAUGGAUGAUAAGGGACAACGUGUUGUAGCUUUUGGUAAAAUGGCUGGUAUAGCUGGUACAGUGAAUAUUCUGCAUGGUAUGGGACUGAGACUUCUGGCUUUAGGACAUCAUACACCUUUUAUGCACAUAGGCCCUGCACACAACUAUAGAAACUCCUCCAUGGCAAGACAAGCUGUCAGAGAUGCAGGUUACGAAAUAUCACUAGGUUUAAUGCCUAAAUCGAUUGGUCCACUAACCUUCGUAUUCACUGGGUCUGGAAAUGUUUCUCAAGGUUCCCAGGAGGUUUUCCAAGAACUACCACAUGAGUAUGUAACCCCAGACACCCUAAAGAAAGCUGCUGAACACGGUAGCCUAAACAAAGUAUAUGCCUGUGAAGUAAGACGUAAAGACUACCUUGAAAGAGCUGAAGGAGGUGGUUUCGAUCCAGUCGAAUAUGAAGAACACCCAGAACGCUACGUCUCUAACUUCAACACAAAAAUAGCUCCCUACGCUUCUGUCUUAGUAAACGGCAUAUACUGGGCUGUAAACAGCCCCAAACUUUUAACAAUUCCGGACGCAAAACAUUUGUUGAGACCUGCACAUACACCAUGGCUACCAACCUCUGUAGGAGCACCAGCGUUGCCACAUAGAAUGUUGGCAAUAUGUGAUAUAUCUGCUGAUCCCGGAGGUUCCAUAGAGUUUAUGAAUGAGUGUACAACUAUCGACACUCCGUUCUGUCUAUAUGAUGCAGAUAGAAAUAAAGACACCAAAUCGUUUAGUGGUCCAGGUGUUUUAGUUUGCAGUAUUGAUAAUAUGCCAACUCAGAUUCCCAGAGAAAGUACUGACUUUUUCGGUGAUUUAUUGUUACCGUACAGCUUCGAUAUCUUGAAGUCUGAUGCUACAAAACCUUUGGAGGAACAUGACUUUGGACCUAGUGUAUCCGGUGCCAUUAUUGCUAGUAAUGGACAGCUUACAAGUAACUUUGAGUACAUACAAGAGUUGAGGAGAAGUCAAUUGAAAAGUAGACAUAAGUCUGGCGGCGAUUCCUUGAAAGCCGAGAAAAAUGUCGUUAUUUUGGGAGCUGGUCGUGUAGCUGCACCUUUAGUAGAGUACCUACACAGAGAUGAAAACAUUGGCAUCACUGUAGCAUGCGAGCAAAUGGAACUAGGUGACCAAUUGGCUCGCGAUUUUCCUGGGGUGGAAAGCGCGUAUCUAAACGCUUCAGAGAACCAAUCUUCCUUGCAAGAUUUGGUUAAGAAAGCUGAUGUCGUUGUUUCUAUAUUACCAGCCAACUUACAUCCUAUAGUUGCUAAAGCUUGUAUCAAAGAAGGCAAACACAUGGUUACAGCUAGCUACAUGAGCAACGAGGUGAAGUCUUUAAGUAAAGAAGCAUUAGAUGCUGGUAUAACAAUUUUAAAUGAAGUCGGACUUGAUCCCGGUAUCGAUCAUCUACUAGCUUUGGAAUGCAUACAAGAAGCUAGAGCUCUAGGUGGUAGAAUAACCUCUUUUGAAUCGUUCUGCGGUGGUCUUCCUGCCCCUGAAUUCAGCGAUAACCCAUUACGUUACAAAUUCACUUGGUCGCCACGUGGGGUUCUAUCAAACACAGUAUCAUCAGCCAGAUACUUGCGUAAAGGCCAAAUAGUGAACAUCAAGGAAGGCGGGGAUUUAAUGGCCGCGACCAAGAGGCUGGAUUUCCUUCCAGGUUUCAACCUAGAAGGUUUUCCAAACAGAGACAGUACAGUAUACGCGAAACACUAUGGUAUUGAGGAUGCCUCCACUCUUUUAAGAGGUACCAUCAGAUACGAUGGUUUUGCUCAAGCCGCUAGAAACUUGCAGUAUUUAGGGUUGCUUGAUUCGCAACCCCACCCAAGCUUGCAUCAACAAGGCCCCGAGAUUACGUGGAGGCAGUUUGUGUGCAACUUGUUGUCCGUUGAAGAUGUAAAUAUUUUGGAUGACAAUCUUAAGGUGAAAAUAAUUGAGAGAACCGGCAACGAGGCAGCAGUUGAUGUUCUUGAAGAACUAGGCCUUCUAGACGAAAAUAAUGUUAUUAAAUGUGGAACUCCUUUGGAUACUUUGACGCAAUAUUUGGCUACAAAGUUGGAAUUGGAGAAAAGCGAAAGGGAUAUUAUAAUUUUAAGGCACGAAAUUGGAAUUAACUGGCCGGAUAAUAGAAAAGAAACAAGAGGAGUUAAUUUAGUUGUGUACGGGGAUGUUAAUGGUUAUUCGGCGAUGGCCAAAACAGUUGGAUAUCCAACUGCCAUAGCCACGAAGAUGGUUUUGGAUGGUGAAAUUCAAGAAAGAGGAUGCGUGUUGCCAUUUGCACAAGAAAUCUACAGACCCAUUUUACAGAGGUUAAGAGCUGAGGGGUUAUAUAGCACUGAAACGUCUAAAUUUUCGUAAAUAAAUAUUUAUUUGUAA
Messenger RNA from Brassicogethes aeneus, 2953 nucleotides. The record is from the annotation of a GenBank genome assembly. NCBI's taxonomy places the organism in Eukaryota, Metazoa, Arthropoda, Insecta, Coleoptera, Nitidulidae.